UGUGCAACACAUCUGCAAAUCGCUUUUGGUGGCAAUACAAUACUAGGUUUUCUCUGAAUUAGGUGUGCUGCGGUUAUUUUCUUGUGGUUAGAAUUUGCCAUCAAAUCCUUUAAGCUUUGUUUAUUCAUUUAAUAAAUAAACAUAAAGCUUUAAGCAUGUCAUCAAGACAUCCUCUUGUUUUUCAUGUGUUAGCAGAAUGUAAAAUUUCCAAAGCAAGAGUUAGCAAAAUGAUUUUGCCUCAUGGAGAAGUUGAUACACCAGUCUUCAUGCCAGUUGGAACUCAAGGUACACUCAAAGGAUUACUAACAGAACAGUUGGACAAUUUAGGUGUGCAAAUAAUGCUUGCGAACACGUACCAUUUGGGAAUUAAACCUGGUGUGGAAAUUUUAAAAAAAGCUGGUGGUUUACACAAGUUUAUGAAUUGGAACUGUGCACUCCUAACGGACUCUGGUGGUUUUCAAAUGGUGUCGCUUUUAAAACUUGCUGUAAUCACAGAGAAAGGUGUUCAGUUUCGGUCAUUAAAUGCAAGCAAGUCUGAAAUCGUGUUAACUCCUGAACAUUCCAUCGAGAUACAAAAUGUGAUUGGUGCAGAUAUAAUCAUGCAGUUAGAUGAUGUAGUUAAAACUACAAGUUCCGAUGAUAAAAGAAUUGAAGAAGCCAUGUAUCGGACGACUAGAUGGUUGGAUCGUUGCAUGCAGUCACACAAAAGAGUUGAAGAUCAAAAUAUUUUCCCCAUAGUGCAGGGAACGUUAAAUACGAAACUGAGAUCCUUAAGUGCAAAGGCACAUAUGAAACGAGAUGUUAGAGGCUUCGCAAUUGGAGGACUAAGUGGAGGGGAAAGUAAAGAUGAAUUUUGGAAAAUGGUUAAUCUAUCGACAGACAUCUUGCCAAAGAACAAGCCUCGGUAUCUGAUGGGUGUUGGGUUUGCCAUUGAUUUGGUGGUUUGUACUGCAUUAGGUGUAGACAUGUACGAUUGUGUCUUUCCAACAAGAACGGCGAGGUUCGGUUGUGCAUUAGUAAUGACUGGUCAAUUAAAUUUAAAACAGAAAAUGUAUAAAACUGAUUUAACUCCUAUUGAUAAAGAUUGCGAUUGUUCCACUUGUAAAACAUAUACCCGUUCUUAUUUACAUCACAUCGCAACUAUUCAUACCGUGUCUUGUCAUUUGCUAACUGUUCAUAAUGUCGCUUUUCAAUUAAGAUUAAUGAGAAAUAUACGUGAAAGCAUUAAAGAAAAUAAAUUUGUGGAAUUUGUGCAAAGCUUUAUGGUCGAUUUGCACCCAAACAAAGAUUAUCCAAAUUGGGUCAUUGAUGCGUUACAAGCAGUAGGUAUUCAACUAAAAUAAAGCAAGUUUUACAAUACCUAAUAUUGUAUUCUUUAUUAAUUACAUGAAAUCGUCAGAAUCGUUACCAUCAUCGGUGUUAAGGGUCAUACUGCCUACUUUAAAAAGUGUACUGUAACUGCGCAUAUCAGCGUCUUCGGCUUUUCGUUUCUCUUCCAUCUUCUCUUUUUCUUUUUGUUCCCGUAGUUGUUUCUUUUUAUCUUCACGUUCUAGCCGAUCGCGCUUUUCACGUUCUGCACGGAAAUCUGGAAAUAAUUCCUUCUUUGUCUUAUUCAAUCGGUUAACAAUAUCAUUUAUCCGUUUUGCAACUUUAAUCUUGCGCACCUCUUUUUCCUUAUGAAAUCCAAUUUGGCCUAUCUCCAUGGCUGCAGUCUUCUUCAAAUUAACCCACAUAGUAUAAACAACCUCGAUAUCAUUCAUUUUAUUGCCCUGAAUGCUGUUUGCUUUUACCAAUUGUGCGGCAUCUUCUAGGACAUUUGUGGGAAUAUCGUCAAUAGUUUGACCCUAAAUGUUGCAAAAUGUCAAAAGAAGUAGUAAUAAGAAUUACAUUUUUAUAAUUACAGAUUUAAGUCGUAAAUAAACAUGUGCUGAUGACACCUUGUCAACAUGAAACCAUACAUCUUCAGGCCAACCCCACUUUAUUAGAUCUUCAUCUAAAAAUUAAUAUUAUAGGUUACGUUAAAAAUCGUUGUAAAUUGGUACUCACUUUCAUGCUUGUCUAUGCCCAUAAAUAAUGUGACUGGUGGAGAAACCACAUCGCUUUCGAAAUAAAAAACCAUUUUAAAUGUUUGUGGUUAUGUUAGCACUCAACCAUAGACGAUGGAUAAAUAGGUACGUGAUUUGUGCUUUAUUUGUGGAAUGUGAACGUACGAGCUUCUACUUCAGCUACCUAUAUAUAGUAACGGAUAAGUGCUGCCACAUUGGGUUAAAUAAGUUAAAUUGUAGUACCUACUUGAAUAUUCAAUUGGGUUAAUAGACUAAUUUAAAGUAAUAAAGUAAAUAACUCCUCCGGUAGUGGCGACAGGGUAGCACAAAGACAUUAGAGUCUUUUUUUACCCGCUAACCCACCACAAAUCACCGUCAAAAGUAGGUUUUGUGUCGUUUUAACUUUUAACAGUUUUUUGUUUUGGGCUUUUAACGUGCCUCUAGCCACGGCUUUAAUUUUUAUCUAUAGAAUCUCAAGGUCAAAUUGUAACAAAAGAGUUCCAAUUUUUGUGUUCACAGUUCACAAUUAGCCACAGAGUUGUAUAUAUACUUAUAUACAACUCUGUGCAAUUAGCACAACAGAUACGCUGUCAACUGGACAAAAUUUAAAAACAAAUGGCGCCAUAAACUGGCUCUGUGAUUGGCUGCUUAGCAUAAUAUACCACAUCGUUUGCAAGGACGCGAAGUAUAAGAAAUUAAAUUAUAGGUACGUAUAUAAUUAACUUAAGCAAUACAAUUAUACAAAAAAACAAACGAUCACUGCCGUGGCCUUGUCUUUGUAAAGUCGUGUGGUUCAAGGAUGCCUUUGUAGUUAAAUCAAAUCUAAUUUUCUGUUUAAAAACAAAAGCAGCUUCAACAGGAUGGAAAAAAUUGAAGAAAACAAUAAGUGGACUGAUUGUGUGUUUGUUUUUGAAGAUUUAAAAAUUCCCGCUCAUAAAUUGGUGCUGUCCUAUAAUAGUCCUGUUUUUAAGUCCAUGUUUUAUGGUUCGAUGGCAUCCGCUGAAGUUUUAAUAAAGGACAUUGAGUCUGGAGAUUUUAUCCAAAUGCUAGAGUUUAUUUACACCGAAAAAAUUGUCUUUAAAUCGAUAAAUAAUGCAUGGUCGGUUUUGUACAUUAGUCAAAAAUAUUUCAUUAGUAAUUUGAAAAACAUUUGCGUAGAGUUUAUUUAUUUCAAUCUCACAAUACGCACCCUAUUGCUUAGUUACGAAUAUGCCAUUUUGUACAAUUUAAAUCAAUUACUCAAUAAGUGUUGGCGUGAUAUUCUAUUAACCGCAAAGGAAGUUUUGCAAGUAGACUACCAUAUGAAAGCGUCUACCUUUUGUGCAAUGCUCGAUGAAAAUGAAAUUAAUGCUCACGAAAUCGAUUUAAUUGAAGCUGCAAUUAAAUGGUCCGAAGAUGAGUGCAUUUUUCAGAAUGUUGACGUUACUGAAAAAAACAAGUUACAAAUUUUAAUUAACAGUGGAAUUUUAUCGCGGUUACGUUUUAGACCUUUGGGAAAGCAUUUGUGUCAGGGGCUGUAUCGAUUAUUGGCAAAUAACUUGGAUAAUUUAUCAGACUGCAGUGUCAAUACUAUUGUGGUGCAAAGGUACAGAAUGCCCUAUCACAUUAGAUAUAGAUUUAGAGAGGCCUAUAAAAUUGAACGAAAUUUAGUUUUAAGUAAUUUUAACGAAUUUCAUUGUCUUAUUAGUGUAGGACAUGAGGUGGUUAUGUAUGGUGUGGCCGUCACUCCACCACAUAAGGAUGGCUUUAGGGAAGCAUGUACAAAUGUAAUAGUAUCAAUUUUUGAUAAUAGUGGAGUUCUUUUAAGUCAAGCAAAAGAUAUUAUAAGAAUGGUCUCUGAUUAUGAAGUACCUCAUUUGGUUGGUUUACCUAAUGGUGUCAGGUUUAUGGCAGCUACAAAGUACAAAAUUUCCGUAACAUAUCUGUGCGAUUCAGAUUUAAGUCAACCAAAUGAAUUACUUUGUUUUUACUUAAGUUGUAGUAUUAAGACACUCACGAAUUCGCUGUCAAUAGAAUUCGACGAUCACUUGUAUGGAGGAAUUGUAAGAGGUAUGUCCUUUUAUGUCUUCUGAUUGAUUGGUAGUUGUCUUAACUUGUGGAAUCAAACUUACACAAUAUAAGGCAGGUCGAUUUUAGAGCACGUUAUCAACGGAAAUUAGUACAUAUUGGCUUUAUCCACUUUGGGGAAAGAUAGGUACCUAAAUAAAAAGUAUUUAGGUAUGUCUAUAUAAAGAAUUACCUAGUUGUAGAGUACCUAAACUUUACUAUUAUCAUUCAAAGAAUAAUUUGUUUUUUCUUCGUUCAUAUUUGAAAUGGUGUCUUGUAUUUCGAGAGCAAUAAAUUUAAAUUGUGUUUGAUUUCUUGUGAUUUACAAAAAAGUACUAAUAUAUAGAUCAGCGGUG
Photinus pyralis (common eastern firefly) is the source of this 4447-nucleotide messenger RNA. Its product is annotated as queuine tRNA-ribosyltransferase catalytic subunit-like. Gene Ontology annotation, biological process: neurogenesis. Gene Ontology annotation, cellular component: P-body; cytosol. Gene Ontology annotation, molecular function: tRNA-guanosine(34) queuine transglycosylase activity; protein binding. NCBI's taxonomy places the organism in Eukaryota, Metazoa, Arthropoda, Insecta, Coleoptera, Lampyridae. The record is from RefSeq and is a predicted model, not a curated record. The transcript is spliced from 5 exons. Bases 156 to 1343 code for a protein of 395 amino acids.